AUGGCGCGGCUGGCGAUCGCCCGGGGCAUCGCGCCGCCUCUGCGAGUCUGCGCGCCUGUGGAGCGCGCGCAGGGAUCACGCAGAGGCUUGGGCAGCGGCGCCCGCGGCGCCCCUCCUCGCCUUGCAACGGCAGCCCUGUCUGCUUUUGUGCAAGCAGGCCGCGGCGUGCGGGCGCGGCGCAUUGCCAUGGCGGCACAAACUGCGGAGGACCAAAAGGACCACAAGGACCAAAGGCCGAAACUGGCGAUGACGGUGAUGGGCGCCACAGGGGAUUUGGCGAAGGUGGAGACGUUCCCAGCGCUGCUAGACCUCUUUGGCCACGGAAUGUUGGAGGACGCGGUCAUCGUGGGUUUCGCGCGCAAAGACAAGACCAGGGAAGAGUUCCAUGACAUCGUGUCCGAAGCUCUGGAGAAUUCGCAUGUAUGCAAGGAGAUGCCCGAGCUCAGGGACAGCAUUCCAGGCUUCUUGGAGCGGGUGCACUACUUCAAGGGCAGCUAUGACAGUGACGAAUCUAUGGCAGAGCUGGAUUCGUUCCUGAAGGAGGAGGAGGGGAAGCUUCGCGAAGGCCCGACGCUUCGGCUCUUCUACAUGGCGAUCCCCCCAUUUGUUUUUCCUGGUGCUGCUCAGGCCAUCAGGAACAAGGCGAUGUCAGACAACACACGGCUGAUUGUUGAGAAGCCCUUUGGCCAUGACUUGAGCUCAGCUACCGAGCUCCAGGAGAAGCUUGGGGCCAUGUUUGAGGAAGAGGCGAUCUACCGAAUGGAUCAUUUCCUGGGCUACGAGAUCAACCAGAGCAGGUCCGGUUUGGCAACGUCUUUCUGGAGCCCCUCAUGA
Messenger RNA from Effrenium voratum, 834 nucleotides. The record is from the annotation of a GenBank genome assembly. Lineage: Eukaryota; Dinophyceae; Suessiales; Symbiodiniaceae.